AUGAACGCUCUCCGAUCAAGUUCCGCAUUCGCUCGCCGCUCGCUCACCCCUCUCUCUGCCCCUCUCUCUUCUUCUCUUCUCUCUUCCUCCUUCUCAACCUCCACUCGAUCUAUCUCAACCUCAUUCUCCCGCACUUCUCGCGCUGUUGUAUCUCCCCGCUGGUCCGGCCCAAUUCCUCUGAACUUCGCUCAAAUUCGCACGAUGGCUUCCGAGACCAAGAUCAAGGUUAAGAACCCGGUGGUGGAGUUGGAUGGUGAUGAGAUGACCCGCAUCAUCUGGCAGGAAAUCAGAGAAAAGUUGAUUCUGCCUUACCUCGACAUUGACCUUAAGUACUACGAUCUCGGUAUUGAGUACCGUGACCAGACCGAUGACAAGGUCACCGUUGAGGCCGCCGAGGCCAUCAAGAAGUACGGUGUUGGUGUCAAGUGUGCCACUAUCACUCCUGAUGAGGCCCGUGUUGAGGAGUUCAAGCUGAAGAAGAUGUGGCUCUCCCCCAACGGCACUAUCCGUAACAUUCUUGGCGGUACCGUGUUCCGUGAGCCCAUUGUCAUUCCCCGUAUUCCCCGCCUGGUCCCUGGCUGGACCAAGCCUAUUGUUAUUGGUCGUCACGCCUUCGGUGACCAGUACCGUGCCCAGGACCGUGUCAUCACCGGCCCGGGUAAGCUUGAGCUCGUCUACACCCCCGUCGGUGGCGAGCCCGAGCGUGUCCAGGUCUACGACUUCCAGGGUGGUGGUGUCACCCAGUGCCAGUACAACACCGAUGAGUCCAUCGCUGGCUUCGCCCACUCCUCCUUCCAGAUGGCCCUCAUGAAGGGUCUCCCCCUGUACAUGAGCACCAAGAACACCAUCCUCAAGAAGUACGAUGGUCGCUUCAAGGACAUCUUCGAGGAGAUCUUCGAGAAGAGCUACAAGAAGGACUUCGAGGCCAAGGGUAUCUGGUACGAGCACCGUCUGAUCGACGACAUGGUCGCCCAGAUGAUCAAGUCCGAGGGUGGCUUCGUCAUGGCCCUCAAGAACUACGACGGUGAUGUCCAGUCCGACAUCGUCGCCCAGGGAUUCGGCUCUCUCGGCCUGAUGACCUCCACUCUGACCACCCCUACCGGCGAGGCCUUUGAGUCUGAGGCCGCUCACGGCACCGUCACUCGUCACUACCGCGAGCACCAGAAGGGCCGCGAGACCUCCACCAACCCCAUUGCCUCCAUCUUCGCCUGGACCCGCGGUCUCAUCCAGCGUGGCAAGAUCGACAACACCCCUGAAGUUGUCGCCUUUGCUGAGGAGCUCGAGAAGGCCUGUACCGACGUCGUUAACGACGAGGCUAUCAUGACCAAGGAUUUGGCUCUUGCUUGCGGCCGUAAGGACCGUGAGGCUUGGGUUACUACCGGCGAGUACAUGGCUGCUGUUGAGCGCAGACUCAAGGCCAACCUCAAGGCUCGCCUGUAA
Molecule: messenger RNA, 1440 nt
Organism: Penicillium nucicola
Lineage: Eukaryota; Fungi; Ascomycota; Eurotiomycetes; Eurotiales; Aspergillaceae
Product: NADP-dependent isocitrate dehydrogenase
Exons: 4
Coding region: 1-1440 (479 amino acids)
Biological process (GO): isocitrate metabolic process
Cellular component (GO): mitochondrion
Molecular function (GO): isocitrate dehydrogenase (NADP+) activity; NAD binding; magnesium ion binding
Source: RefSeq, a predicted model, not a curated record